UCUCUUUUACAACAUGCCUGGUGUUUUUCUAUUUUUAGUUUUUAUUUGCGAAUUGAGCAUACAUACUGUAGUGUUUGGAAAUGAAGUUGACUACUUGGUUAGACAAUGGGCUCCUCGCGUGUGGCUGGCACCAGGCGAAAAUUUCAAGCCGUCUAAUGUAGAAACAUUUUUGGACAACGUUUGUGUCGCUGAUGAAAACCGAAAAUGUAUUUUUCCAAAACUGAAUAGUGAUAUAUCCCUAUCAAGUACAGAAGCUUGGAGUUUGAACACAGUUCAACCAAUAGAAGCACUUUUGGAUAAUACAGAUUCGUUCCUGUAUGGGAAAAAUACUAUCCAAAAUUCAGUUCCUACUUACGCUGUAGUAAAGCACUGUGAACCAGAAAAAUUGAAUUUCCACGUCCGUUAUUGGUUUUUCUAUCCGUAUAAUAAAGGAAAGGAUGUUUGUGAAAUCGGUGGUAUUCCAAAUUGGCAAAUUGGUGACACUAGCUUAUGUAGUUGGAAAAGUUAUGGAAAUCAUGUGGGCGAUUGGGAACGUAUGACCCUAUGGUUUGAUGGAAAUAAUUUCCCAAAGUCAGCGUAUUUGGCUGCGCAUAAAUCAGGUGCCUAUUACAUUUAUAACGAAGGAACCGGUAAUUUCCAAUUUGACCAUGCAGAAGAAAGCGAAGGUAUUAAUCAAACACCAGAAUAUCCACCAUAUCUACACACUCAAGAUAAUCACCCUAUAGUAUUCUCAGCCAAAGGUUCCCAUGGAACGUGGGCCGCCCCUGGAGAAUACCAAUACAAUACAGUUCCCAAAUUAGUCGACAAAACUGGCUACGGAGUCCCAUGGAAUACUUGGAAUAACGUCGAAAUCUACCAUUUGGGGUUGGACUCAUUGCCUUAUUGGAUAAGGUUUAGAGGAAGAUGGGGUAAUCCCAAAAAAAAUUGCUUAUUGUUCGGAGAGCUCGAAAUGUGUGAAUAUUCUGAUGGACCUGAAGGCAUUUUAAGACAAUCUCAAGAUUAUAAUUGUCCCUGAUGAUAAUAAAACUUGCACUUAGCUUGUAUACCAUAAACAUUGAAAAUUGUUACCAUAAUUAGCAAACCUCGUAAAUCCACUUAACUCCACAAAAAAAGUUCCUAUUAUACAAAAUGGUCUUAUUCUUUUAAAAAUAUUAAAAAUCAAUGUAUAAAAUUAAUUUGAAGAUUUUUAAGCAUUCAUAAAAAUACAAACAUGUUAUUUUAAGCUCCUGAAAAGUUAGGUGUUUUGGAAUUACGAGGUUUGCUAAUUGGGAUAACGAAAUGCUAGUAUUUUUUUAAUUAUUUUGUAUAUUUUUUUAAAACUAUAAAACAUGAUAUAAAGAACUACUAAUAGUAUAACCUCAUGAAAUUUUUAUUGGAUCGAAAUGGAUAGAUAUUAUUGUUAAAUUUCAAAAUUUUGUUUUAAGAUAAUAAAGUGUUAAAAGGUUUGAACGAUCAUAAAUUUGAUAUUUCUAUUUAGGCUAUUACUCAAAAAAAUUAAUUAAUUGUUAG
This is a messenger RNA of Psylliodes chrysocephalus, 1509 nucleotides long. The record is from the annotation of a GenBank genome assembly. NCBI's taxonomy places the organism in Eukaryota, Metazoa, Arthropoda, Insecta, Coleoptera, Chrysomelidae.